AUGGGUCUGGCCGAUAGAGCCAAGCAGUGUCCCAAAGGUUACUGCUACUACAAAUACGUCCAGUCAACGGCCGCUACGAAAACGGCCGUUGGGAACCUAGUGACUGCGGAUGGUGGGCUUGCUUCGACUGCAGGUCCAACCGCCGGCGUACCUGACUAUGGAGGGGACGGGCGAUUGGCUGAUAACUGGAAACUGUGGCGAAUACAGUAUGAAGAUUUUCGAACACUGACAGCGAUGGACCGCGAAUCCAGUCCCGUACAAUUGGCUUUGUUCCGUCACAUGAUUGGUCCGCCUGCUCUGCGUGUCAAAAAUGGAUUCACUUACAGUCCGGAUGAGUACCGUGGAGAUUGGCAGGUGGUGAUGGCGAAGAUGGAGUGGUACUAUCUUGGUGAAUCCAACGAGACUUACGAACGAUACAUCUUCAACCAGAGGAGACAGCAGCAUAGUGAGUCCCUCGACGCAUUCGUCCUAUCGCUAAAAUCAUUAACUCGGUCGUGCAAUUUCUGUGCCUAUCUGGAAGAGAGUCUAAUAAGGGAUUGA
Echinostoma caproni is the source of this 540-nucleotide messenger RNA. The record is from the annotation of a GenBank genome assembly. NCBI's taxonomy places the organism in Eukaryota, Metazoa, Platyhelminthes, Trematoda, Plagiorchiida, Echinostomatidae.